AUGGCGGAUCACAGCGACGGCCCGGCUGUCGACAUUGUUCGAGAAGAUCCAGACGAGGAGGAGGAGGAGGAGGAGGAGGAGGAGGGGGAGGGGUUCACGUUCGCGGCGGCCGCGCGUGUGGGCGACGGGUGCGCGAUCGGGCCCGUGUACCUGGUCUUCGGCCGCCCGCGUUCGCCGGCGGAGGAGGAGGUGGAGGAGGAUGCCGGCACGGCGACCGUGCGGGUGCCGCUGAGGCAGCUCCUCCUGGAGGAGCGAGGGUCCUCGUCGUCGUCGGGGAAACGGCCGGACGACGACGGAGGAGAAGACGACGAGCUCGACGGGGUGCCGGUGGAGACCUACUGCCUGUGGUCGCCCGGGACCUCGCCGUCCCCGUCCCCGUCGCCGUCGCGGUGCCAGAAGAGCGGGUCGACCGGGUCGGUCCUGCGGUGGCGCCAGCGGCUGCAGGUGGGGCGGAGCCAAAGCGACGGCAAGGAGAAGUUCGUGUUCCUGCAGGCACAACAGGACGCCGCCGGCUCCCCCGGCAGCAGGGGAGGGACGGGGACCGGCGAGCCGCGCGGCCGGGGAGGAGUCCACGGCUGGAGCCACCGCGGCAGAGGGGGCAGCGGCAGGGGGAGCCCUGGGCGCAGGGCGUCGACGUUCCUCCCGUACAAGCAGGACCUCCUCGGGCUCUUUGCCAACGCCGGCGCCUUCCGCCGGAGCUACCACCCCUUCUGA
Molecule: messenger RNA, 714 nt
Organism: Triticum turgidum subsp. durum (durum wheat)
Lineage: Eukaryota; Viridiplantae; Streptophyta; Magnoliopsida; Poales; Poaceae
Source: the annotation of a GenBank genome assembly